AUGUAUAGUAAAUCUAAAUCAAUACAAGCUCGAGCUGACGUUUCUGAAUUUUAAGAGCCAUAGUAAAAGAACUUUGAACUAAAUUAAUCAAGAUAGACUACUCAACGGAAUAAUGCUCAUCCUACGAAGAAUUAAUCUACCGCAGAAGUAGAUAAGGAAAAUCAUAAACUAUUGGAGAAAUACGGAACAAUAAAUGGCAUUAGUUUUGAGGACUUACUCAAAUCAUAUAAUUAGGAAUUUUCAAGAGAAGGGAUUAGGCAAUCAGUGAAUGAAAAUAGAGAGAGAAAAAGUAGGUCAGUUGAAGUUUAGGUUAUCUCAAAUAAUAUUCAAAAUCAGGAAAAUAUACUAGAUAUUCUCGAGUCAGAAGAGAAGAAAUUAUAGACUUAAAAAACAUAACCUAUCUUCCAAGUGAAGCACACUUAUCCUAAAAACAAUAAUAAAGUUAUAAAUAAUGGUAGAUGGACAAAACAAGAGCAUAAAUAAUUCCUAGAGGCUCUAACAAUUCACGGGAAGAAAUGGAACAAAGUAUUUGAGUAUGUAAGUACUAGAAAUGAGUAAUAAGUGAGAUCGCAUGCUCAGAAAUUCUUUAGCAAGCUUAAAAGUGCCAGAGAUUCUAUUAAUCCAAAUCUUCAAAAAGUUCUGGCUUCAUAUAAUAAUAGAUCAAAAGAAUUUAACAAAUAUGGAAUGAAUUAAGCAUUUAGAAUAUUUAGAAGCCAUGCAAGAAAGCAAAUAGAAAAAGACAAAAGUCAUUAAGAGAAAGCCUUCCAAUUUAAAAGAAAUCAAGUGCUUGAGAUGUAACGGCGGCAUUCAGAAUAAUAGGUAUUGAUUUCAUCACCUCUAAUGAUGUCCAAGCAAUCUCCAUCAAAAUUUACAUUUAAAAUACAAAAAGAAGAUGAUUCAAAAGAUUGUAAUGGUAGUUCUAGUGAUUUUCAAGGGUCUUAGUUGACUAUUAUUAACUCAGUAAUGUCUCAAUAGCAAAAUGUUGGUAAAUAAGCUCAAGCAGAUCACUUUAACUAACAAUUAUCAUCGCAAGAAAUGAUAUCAUCAAACUAACUAUUACUGAAUCAGAUAUUUAUUGUGACAAAAGAACAAAAGUUAAAUGCUUACAAAGAAAUUAAUCGAAAUAACUAUGAUAAAAACUAUAACCGCGAAAGCCAAGCUUAUUCUGAUUCAACCCCUGAUAUUGAUUCUAAUAUAGAUUAAAGCCAGCCAAUGAUAAUAACUGAAGAGGAAUUGCAAGAAUUUUUAUAAUGGUAAAAAAUGUAAAGGGCAUAAAUUCAUUAGGAAAAUCCAUAAAUUACCAAUCCUUAAAAUCAACACCAUAAAAGAUAAGAUUCUAAGCUUGGCAAUUAAGGAUAACGAGAUGUAAAUAUGAGCAGAGAUAGCUUAGAUUCGAUAUUCUAAAGGAACUUUGAAUAACAAUAGAGAAAUAGACUUGCUACAAAACCUGAACAGGUCAAUAGACUAGUAGACAAUAUGCAAAGAUUUUCGAUUGAAGAUAAAGACUAAGCUUGUGAUGACGGCUAAAUUUAUGAGUAAUAGUACAAUUAAAAAUCAAGUUAAAAUGAGAUUCCAAGAUUUUCCAAUGAUUCAAGGAUGGAUAUCAAUUCUAUAAUAGAUGAAUAGCAAGAUCUCUUUCCUGAUAGAAAUAGUAAGAUGAGUGGAGUAUCUUAGUUCCUCAUAGCAUCUCCAAAAGCUGUCUCAGGACAGCUUAAUAAAUCUCACAACAUUGACGAUUGUAAUUAGCAAUAUUUGAGACGUAUUUCCAAAGAAGAGAUUAAUAGUUUGCUUAGAGUAACUAAUAUAGAUUUCUUAGAUUAAAACUUCUAGCAGCAUAAUAGUGGCUCUAGCAUGAAUAUAAAGAAUGGCAGUUGGCUUAGCGGUGGUGCUGGUGUCCUAUAAGCUAACCCAGAUUUUAAAAUUCAGAUUAGUAAUGAGAUUAGUGGAAGUAAUAGCAACAACUUCUUUAGUAAUGAAGUCAGUGGUAUAUUUGAAUAGUAGCUUGUUGAAGACCUAAAAAGAUUCAGAGAUUUAUCAUCAAAAUAGAAGAGAACUAAUUACUCUGGUGGCAUUAACUAAACACAAUAUAACUAGAAUCAGCAUUUUUCUGAUGACAGCUUUAAAUCAAAUAGAAUGGGGACAAACAUAAGUAUGGAACUAAUCAAAGAUGUCCCUUAUCAUGAGAAUCAUUUUUCUUGA
Messenger RNA from Stylonychia lemnae, 2199 nucleotides. Lineage: Eukaryota; Ciliophora; Spirotrichea; Sporadotrichida; Oxytrichidae. The record is from the annotation of a GenBank genome assembly.